AUGGGUGCGCAGAAUGGCAGCAAGGAGGGCAUACUUCCCAUUUCUGAGCGUCAAUCAAAACGAGAUGACGAUAAGCCGGAUUCUAGCGGAAGCUUGUCCGACAGGAUCUCGAACAAUGCGACUCUUGCGGUGCUCGCGUACUGUCUGUCCUCUAUCAGUAUGACCCUCGUGAACAAGUUCGUAUCCCUCAAGGACGCCCUCGAAUAUGCAAACCCUAAUAUAGCAAAGUCUUUCAUUGGCACCGUAGCAAUCGUCCUCUGCAAAAAGACGGGCCUCAUCCCCAACGCGGCCCUCUUUGACUUCAAAAAGGCCCAAACAUGGCUUCCCGUCUCCAUUCUGCUCGUCGGAAUGAUCUACACGGGCAACAAGGCUCUCCAAUUCCUCUCUGUGCCCGUAUACACUAUCUUCAAAAACCUGACUAUCAUCGUCAUUGCCUAUGGCGAGGUCCUUUUCCUGAGGCGGCAUUCCGUCGUCGCCGCUUGGGCUGAUAUCAAGCACGUCACAACCGCCACUGCAGGCGGCGACUCAACCGCGGCCGCAUUAUCGGUUUUAAACGCGGGCUAUGCCUGGAUGGGCAUGAAUGUCAUCUUCUCCGCCUCGUACACCCUCGGUAUCCGCAAAGUGAUCAAGAAGACCAAUUUCGACAACUGGGAUGUCAUGUUCUACAACAACCUGCUCAGCGUCCCCAUCUUAAUGGCUGCGUCCGUGCUGACGGAGGACUGGUCCUCGGAGAACUUGCUGCGGAAUUUCCCCGUCGAGACGCGCCAGAGCCUGAUGAUCGGCAUCGUCUACUCCGGCGUCGCGGCGAUUGGAAUCUCGUACUGUACUGCGUGGUGUAUCCGUGCGACCUCGUCGACGACGUAUGCUAUGGUGGGCGCUUUGAACAAGCUCCCGCUUGCCGUGGCGGGAAUUGUCUUCUUCGAUGCCCCGGUGACGUUCGGGGGCGUGUCUGCGAUCCUCCUUGGGUUUAUCAGCGGUCUUGUGUUUAACAGGGCUAAGAGCACUGGCUCAUAG
Penicillium chermesinum is the source of this 1014-nucleotide messenger RNA. RefSeq lists its product as uncharacterized. Gene Ontology annotation, molecular function: GDP-mannose transmembrane transporter activity; antiporter activity. The record is from RefSeq and is a predicted model, not a curated record. Lineage: Eukaryota; Fungi; Ascomycota; Eurotiomycetes; Eurotiales; Aspergillaceae. Gene Ontology annotation, cellular component: Golgi apparatus. The transcript has 5 exons. Gene Ontology annotation, biological process: transmembrane transport. Bases 1 to 1014 code for a protein of 337 amino acids.